Molecule: messenger RNA, 1435 nt
Organism: Suillus fuscotomentosus
Lineage: Eukaryota; Fungi; Basidiomycota; Agaricomycetes; Boletales; Suillaceae
Exons: 2
Coding region: 153-1127 (324 amino acids)
Biological process (GO): regulation of DNA-templated transcription
Molecular function (GO): DNA-binding transcription factor activity
Source: RefSeq, a predicted model, not a curated record
GAUCGAAUGCGGACGUGAUACACAAAGAUCUGGCUUGCCCGAUGAAGUGGUCCCUUUUUAUAUGUUCUCCUGCCUUCCCUCUCUUUAGGUCCUUUCCUCCCCGCCUUCAUCUCCUACCGCUUUUUUUCAUCCUCAAUCACUUUUAAAUUUAAAUGUCCUCAAAGCGUGGUCGCAAGCGCAAUGACAACCUCCCUCCUAAUAGAGCUAGGGAUGUUCAAAGAGCAUUUCGUGCAAGGCGAGCUGCUCAUCUACAAGCUCUCGAGUUGCGAGUAUCGGAGCUCGAGGAAGAGAAUAAUUGCUUAAGAGCUGCACUCAAUCUACCUGCAGCUAACCGCCCAUCUCUCGGUAAAGGUCCGACAGGCAAGGAUAAAUCAAAGUCUCUUGAGACAACGCCUGUUGCUGCCCAAUCCAACUCUUCUAAAAGCCGAGAGUCAUCGCCCGUCGCAGAAUCACCUUCUCCGGGUCGUUCAGAAUCCGCUUCUCCCUCCGUUGUCAGCGGUAACUUGCGUAGCCCCCCUGUAAUGGACGGUCAUUGGGAAGAAAGUUUUAUGAUGAGUGAUCAGCAGUCGCAGGGCUCUCAUGUAUCAUCUUCGUCGUCCGCUUCCUAUAGUCUUCGCCCAGUUCCUCCGGCUAUGUCCCAGAAAAGCUCCCAUCAAUUCACUUUUUCAAAUCCGAUGCCGCCUCCCCGUUCUAUGAUUUCAAGUAGCGUCCCUGCGCACUCUAUUCAGCCAAACUAUGCACAUACAGCCGAUAGGCCUGUUGCCACUGGAUAUAAUGAUAUGAACUAUCUCCUAUGCGACGUCCGAGAAAACGCACAUUAUCCCUACUCAUAUCAGCCCUCCCAGUUCAAUCAAGAUCAUGCCAUGUCCCCACCGGCUCAGAAUCCUAUUCAUCCAACCCAAAAUCAUCACCCACAGCGCACGCCCCUGCCACAUACAUCAAUAACGUACCCACAACGACGUUCAGUCAAUGAACCUUCUGGGUUCAGACCGUUAGGCACCGAUUUGCACCUGCCGAGCCCCCCGCCGCAUUCGCAGGCGGUGCGCCUGGCAUCGCCAGCGCCGUCUGCGCAAGAUCCACGAUCUCAUUAUACCUCUCACGGCAAGCAUCCUAAUGCUCUUCGGUGACCUUUCAGUUGUUAUCAUUGUCGUCGUCCUGUACUUCUUAAUUCCCGUUUUCGUCGUAACUAUUCUCAUCCUUUGUACUAUCAGUCCCUUCCUCGCACGACCUCGAGAUUGUCAUUGCUCAUUGCUAAAUGAUUUUAACAACGCCUGUAUCGCUAUCGCUCGCGAACUUUUCUCUAGGCCACCUAGUCAAUUUUACAAUAGAUGUAUACACAGCUAUCUGGUAAACUAUUCUUUCCAUGUAAUAGCUUUAAUUCUGCCUGUCAUGCUGGCAAUUCCGAUGCUCGGACAUGAUCCAGCACGACCCAUUG